This is a messenger RNA of Didymella exigua CBS 183.55, 971 nucleotides long. RefSeq lists its product as uncharacterized. NCBI's taxonomy places the organism in Eukaryota, Fungi, Ascomycota, Dothideomycetes, Pleosporales, Didymellaceae. The record is from RefSeq and is a predicted model, not a curated record. The transcript has 2 exons. The coding region runs from base 188 to 664 and encodes 158 amino acids.
CUUGACGCGCUGCACGCAGGACACUAGACCGCAAGGGAGCCAUUACAGCGGCUUUGCAUCUGCUCAAUCGACUGACGGUGCCCAUCAGGGAUACGAGGUACUGUGGUGCUUCCCGAAUGUGGGGUUCCGGAGACGUAUAUGAGAAGUCGUGUGCAUUAAGUGUAGAUACAAAUUGAACUGCGCCGUCAUGUCGAACAUCAACCCGCUAGACAUUCUCGCCGUCAAGAACGUCAUCUCGCGCUAUUGUGAGGCAUUAGACGCGAAGGACUUCGCGCUGCUCAAGAAGGUCUUUCUGCAGGAUGUCAGUGCAGACUAUCCCUUCAUUUCAAACUUGCAAGGCGUCGAUGCAGUCGCGAAUGCUAUUAAAAAUAGGCUAGGGCCCGUACGGACUCACCAUAACCUCACAACGCAAAGGAUAGUCUUCGAUGACACAGGCGAGAGUGCGCAUGCCAUUACGUACUUUCAAGGUGCACAUUUUGGGCAGGGUCCGCACGAGGGCACGCUUCUUUGUGCGUAUGGAAAGUAUAUCGACGAUCUGGUGCUUCUCAAAGCCAACGGCGACACCGAGGGUGUGCUUGGAGCAAGCGGCAUUUGGAGAAUAAGAAAGCGGAAGGUAGUUUUCACACAGAGAAUCGGGGAUGAGAAUAUCAUGACCAAGCACUGAGCGCAGAAGUUCGCAAUGGGAAGGCUCUCAUUCAGCAGCGGCGAGUAUGCAGUGUGCUGCUUCGCGCUUGCUCCUUCCAUCAUACUCUAAACAUCUUAUCACAACGCUUUGUAGCCAGCGAGUACAACUACAUUCAUACGAAUAACAGCAGCGUCAUUCUUGUUUCCGCUGUAUCACUUUCGCUAUCUCGGACGGAAUCGCUGCCGCCGCUAUCUACAUGGAUGUACUGUACGCAGCUCCUCCAGACCAACAGAAACAGAUGCUCAGCAAAUUUCUUCGGCCCAAGAUACAUGCUAUUCAGCCCCGG